Abrus precatorius (Indian licorice) is the source of this 1503-nucleotide messenger RNA. RefSeq lists its product as uncharacterized. The transcript is spliced from 3 exons. Gene Ontology annotation, molecular function: acetylglucosaminyltransferase activity. NCBI's taxonomy places the organism in Eukaryota, Viridiplantae, Streptophyta, Magnoliopsida, Fabales, Fabaceae. The record is from RefSeq and is a predicted model, not a curated record. The coding region runs from base 1 to 1503 and encodes 500 amino acids.
AUGUCUUCUACUGUAGAAGAGUCGAUUCGUGACCCUCUCAACAAGGCAUGGAAAACCCUUCGUUUCUUCACCAUCAAACCCACCGAACUACUCCCUCUAUUCCUCAAAACGGGGCUCGCUAUUUCCACCUUCAUCCUCAUCACCCUCUUUUUCUACCUCACCCUCUCCUACCACCAACCCUUUCUGCACAACACUCACACAACCUUCAAAUACAGUCUCCAACAACAUAGACCCUCCGAAGAACCCACCAACAUCUCCCACAUCUUGUUCGGGAUAGGCGGCUCCACCGCCACAUGGCACUCGCGCCGCCACUACAGUGAGCUCUGGUGGCGCCAUGGCGCGACCAGAGGCUUCGUUUGGCUGGACAAAAGCCCGCCGGAAAACGAGACGUGGCCGGAGAUGUCGCCGCCGUACAUGGUCUCCGGUGACACGUCGUCGUUUACGUACACGUGCCCGUACGGCUCACGGUCUGCGAUUCGCAUGACGCGGAUAGUAAAGGAGAGCUUCGAGCUAGGAAUGGAGAAUGUGAGGUGGUUCGUGAUGGGUGAUGAUGACACGGUGUUCUUCCCCGACAACCUGGUUACGGUUUUGUCGAAGUAUGAUCAUAAUGAAAUGUACUACGUUGGUGGGAACUCGGAGAGCGUGGAGCAAGAUGUGAUACACUUUUACACCAUGGCCUAUGGCGGUGGUGGGUUCGCUAUAAGUUACCCUUUGGCUGCUGAGUUAGUGAAGAUUUUGGACGGUUGCAUUGAUCGUUAUGCUCAGUUCUAUGGCUCUGAUCAGAGGAUUCAGAGUUGUAUCAGUGAGAUUGGUGUUCAGAUCACCAAAGAGCCGGGUUUUCAUCAGGUUGAUAUACGUGGGAACCCAUAUGGGUUGUUAUCGGCACACCCCGUAGCACCGUUGGUGUCGUUGCAUCAUUUGGACAACGUGGACCCGAUAUUCGCAAACAUGACACGGAUUGAGUCCGUGAGAAAGUUGGUCACAGCCUAUAAAACGGAUCCGGGUCGGACCCUACAACAGAGUUUCUGUUACGACUUGCGGCGGAAUUGGUCCGUCUCGGUGUCGUGGGGCUUCACCGUGCAGUUGUAUCCUUUUCUAGCCACGGCGAAGGAGCUGGAAACGGCGUUAAGGACAUUUGACACGUGGCGGAGUUGGAGUGAUGGUCCGUUUACUUUCAAUACCCGACCCGUUAGUAGCGACCCAUGUCAGAAGCCCCUCCUGUAUUUUAUGGAUCGGGUUCAAAGUGUGGGCGGGGACCAGACCCGAUCUACCUACCAAAGAUACGUCGACGUUUCGGAGAAAAAAUGUGGGCGUGCUGAGUACGACCGGGCUUUAGCCGUUCAAUACGUCGACGUUUCGGCAUCCCGCUUUAUGCCGGACUUGUGGAAAAAGGCGCCAUGUAGACAAUGCUGCGAGAUAAUCAACGGCCGAGAUGGGGUGAACAGGACGAUGCACGUUAAGAUCAGAGGGUGUCGUCGGUUUGAGAGUGUGACACCUCCGUAA